AUGGGAGGUAAUGCACUGCUCGCAGAAGCAUAUGCUCUGAAAUAUGGGUUGCAGCUAGUGUGGGAGAAGGGGUACAAGAGGGUAAUUUGGAAUGUGGAUUGCAAAGGUCUUCUUCAAGCCUUGAAAGAUGAGGAGAGUAGGAUUUUCUUGCCCAUUCCGGAGGAUAUUAAUGAGUUGAUGGGGCAUCAAUGGUCGGUGGCGGUGAGAAGUAUUGGUAGAGAUUGUAACACUCCGGCGGAUUGGUUGGCGAAAAGAGGGGCUUCCUCUCCGUCCGUGGCGUGGUGCCUCUUGGAUGACCCUCCAUGGGAGUUGGAGAUCCUUAUUCUUAGGGAUCAGCUAGCUAGUUUGUAG
Messenger RNA from Lotus japonicus, 351 nucleotides. RefSeq lists its product as uncharacterized. Gene Ontology annotation, molecular function: nucleic acid binding; RNA-DNA hybrid ribonuclease activity. Bases 1 to 351 code for a protein of 116 amino acids. Lineage: Eukaryota; Viridiplantae; Streptophyta; Magnoliopsida; Fabales; Fabaceae. The record is from RefSeq and is a predicted model, not a curated record. The transcript has a single exon.